Molecule: messenger RNA, 6042 nt
Organism: Octopus sinensis (East Asian common octopus)
Lineage: Eukaryota; Metazoa; Mollusca; Cephalopoda; Octopoda; Octopodidae
Product: zinc finger protein 236-like
Exons: 24
Coding region: 104-5767 (1887 amino acids)
Biological process (GO): regulation of transcription by RNA polymerase II
Cellular component (GO): nucleus
Molecular function (GO): DNA-binding transcription factor activity, RNA polymerase II-specific; RNA polymerase II cis-regulatory region sequence-specific DNA binding; zinc ion binding
Source: RefSeq, a predicted model, not a curated record
GUAUUCCAAGCCUCGAUGUGACGACGAGAGCUUCUCUAUUGCCUCUCCCUCCCCCUUUCAUUACCAACCACCAUUUUGUGAAUAAUAUUUCAAAAGAAAAAAUAUGUCUAUAGAACCACCGUCGACGGAUCACAUCCCAGUUGGAAAUGUAUCAGAUUACACACAAUACCUCAACCAAGUUGCAGACACGGUUGUUCAAGGAGGUACUGUAACAUUUGUCAGUCAAGAAGAUGGAGUUCCAAUUGGUUCAAAACAGACAGCAUCUGAUUUGUGUCAGGAAAUUUCACAUACCGUUGUCUUUGGGGAGAUUGCCACUAACCAUGCAGAAGUUACCAGUGUCUUCACUCCUUUGUUCUUUGAACAACCUCAACCAGUGCCUUCAGCUAAUGAAGUCAUUAGUGUCAAGCCUCCUGUUGGAAAAGGUCCCUAUCAAUGUAAAAGCUGUGAUAAAAACUUUCCCAAAUGGAAUCAGUUACAGCGUCAUAGCAAGACGCAUAAAGAAGACAAGCCAUAUCGUUGCACACACUGUACCGAUUCCUUUAAUGUUGAAGACAAUUUAAAGCUUCACAUGGCCACACAUCCACAGAAUGAUGACCGGCAGCCAACGUGUCCUGAAUGUGGUAUAACGUUUACUCGGAUUGCUAGCUUCAAAGCUCAUAUCAUGCUGCAUGUAAAAGAAGAAAGCCUCAUGUGUACAGAAUGUGGAGAUGAGUUCAGUCUUCAGAGUCACUUGGACAAACAUAUGAAAGAACACAGAGAAGAACAUGGUAACAACCGUUCGUACACCUGUCGACAAUGUUCACAAGAAUUCGGCAAAAUCACUUUACUACGGGAACACAUGAAACAACACUAUCGCAUCAAAUCUUCACUUUCUCAUCGCUCAUACAAACGCAACAUCGAUAGGUCCACUUUCCACCAUAAAUGUGAUCAUUGUGGCAAAUCUUUUCAGAAGCCAAGUCAAGUAGAACGACAUAUUCGUAUUCACACAGGUGAACGACCGUUCAGAUGUUCAAUGUGUGAUAAAUCUUUCAAUCAGAAAGGUGCACUUCAAAUUCACAUGACCAAGCACACUGGGGAAAGACCUCAUACCUGUGAAUUUUGUUCAGCAACUUUUUCUCAGAAAGGAAAUUUGCGAGCUCACAUACAGCGUGUCCAUUCUUUGUCUAAAGAUUCCGACAGUCCUAAUUUCCAGUGUGAAGAAUGUAGUUGUGUCUUCCGUAAACUUGGUAGUUUAAAUGCUCAUAUAAGUCGUUCUCAUUCUGAAACGGAAUUAGAUAGCAAAGAAAGCGUGCAACCUGGUGAUGAAAGUGAUAAAAUGUUCAGUGAAAUUCUUGAACAGUCUGUGCAGUCAAGCAACAAAGAAUUAGCUGGUCAGAAUGAACCAAUGAAUGCUGACAUUCUGCAACAGGCUCUUGAAAACAGUGGCCUUCCUAGUGUAAAUAUUACAGGUGAGCAAGAAACUAACGAGGAGGGUGUUUCUAGCUCUGUUCAAGCUGCAACCACUACAACUCAAUCUUUGUUUACUACGACAGUGCAUGACGCAGCAACUGGUGCUCCCAAGAUGCAUACUAUUCGAAAGGUUAACGGUGUCCGUUGGCAUCAGUGCACAUACUGCACGAAAGAAUUUAAGAAACCAAGUGAUCUGGUGCGGCACAGUCGUAUUCAUACACAUGAGAAACCUUAUAAGUGCAACCAGUGUUUUCGCUCCUUUGCAGUGAAGAGUACGCUAACUGCUCACCUUAAAACUCACACAGGUGUCAAGGAAUACAAAUGUGAUUGGUGUAGUAAGAUGUUCUCUACUUUAGGCAGUCUUAGGGUGCAUUCUCGUUUACACACAGGUGCCAAACCAUUUCAUUGCUCUCAAUGUGAUAAAAAAUUUCGUACGCCUGCACAUCUCAAGAGUCAUACUAACUCACACAUUCGAGAAAAAGACAACACUUUGCCACGUAAACCACGACGAACUGUGCGCAAGUCUUUGAAAUCAGACAUUCCACUGCCAGAUAUCCCUCUACAGGAACCAAUUCUAAUUACAGAUACAGGUCUCAUCCAGCAGCCACCCAGAAGUAAUAUUUUUAACAACUACCUCACCGACAUGAACAGUUCCGACCGUCCAUAUAAGUGCACGUACUGUUCAAGGGGUUUCAAGAAAUCGAGUCAUCUCAAGCAACAUGUCAGAUCUCAUACAGGUGAAAAGCCAUACCAGUGUAAGCAGUGUCAUCGGUCGUUUGUGUCUAGUGGCGUUCUCAAGUCUCACACGCGAACUCACACGGGGAUCAAGGCCUACAAGUGUCUAGUUUGUGAAAAUAAUUUUACCACCAGUGGCAGCCUGAAAAGACAUAUGUCAACACACACUGAAAUUAGGCCAUUCAUGUGUCCAUAUUGUCAGAAAACCUUUAAAACAUCUGUUAAUUGUAAGAAACACAUGAAAACACACAGACAUGAACUCGCUAUGCAGGCGCUGCAGCAGAAUCAGACACUUCAACCCCACCAAGUAGAAAACCAUGUGAUUGAAAAUGCCGAACCUGAGGACAAGACUGAUAAUACAUUAGUGACAAGUCAACCAGAUGACAGUUCUAUAACUGUUACACAACCAGCAACAUUGACUACUGCUGCGACACUUCAGAAUGGAACUGUCAGCUCUAGCCUUAGUGAUAUUAACCAAAACGAUCUGACUGCAACUAAUGCAGCUGUUUUAUCUCAAACAACUAUUUCAGAAGCCUUAUUAGAACAGGUAUUUAACGUUCAACAGAAUCUAUUAGGAAACCAGCAAAAUUUAUCUUUUAACCAAGGAUCAAUUACGUUACCUAGCUCGCAACAGUUAACAAAUGUAAUAGACGUGAGUCCUUUGAACACAUCCUUUGCACCUACUUUGCCGACCACUUCUCUACAAAGCAUACUUCCAAACAGAGAACCAAAACAGACUGCUGCUCAGAAACAACGCCAAGCUAAUAUGAUACGUGAGGUAGAAGAAGGAAAACGUUCGUACAAAUGUUCUUAUUGUGGUAAAGGUUUCAAGAAAUCAAGUCAUCUAAAGCAACAUGUUAGAUCACACACAGGAGAAAAACCUUUCAGUUGCCUACAGUGUAAUCGAAUGUUUGUCUCAAUGGGAGUGUUAAAAGCACACUUGAGGACUCAUACUGGUAUCAAAGAUUACAAUUGCCAAAUAUGUCAUGCGGCUUUCACCACUAAUGGGUCUCUCACACGGCAUAUGAUGAUACAUAAUACUGUGAACUCAUACAAAUGCAUCUAUUGUUCUGAAAUGUUCCGCACAGUCUUGCUUUGGCGGAAACACUUACGUAUGCAUAAAGAAGCUCAGAGUGAUGAUGAAGAAGGGGAAUAUUCAGAUGGAGUAAGAAAAACCAAGUUUCCUAUUAUUGAGAUAACUGAAGAACAACUUUCCAAGGCUGAUGUUUGUGAGGAAAUGACUGUGUCGGAACGUAUUCUCCUAGAGUCUGCGGGUGAGAAAGAUCGAAUUAGUGAAAUAAAACAAACUCAGGAGAAGCACAUAGAAUUGGAGAGUCUUCCAAAACAUCGACAUGAGUGCAACAAAUGUCCAAAGAGCUUUAAGAAACCAAGUGACUUGAUAAGACAUUUGCGAAUUCAUACUGGUGAGAAACCAUUCACCUGUAGCAUUUGUUCCAAGUCAUUUACAGUUAAGUCAACUUUGGAUAGCCACAUGAAGACACAUGGAUCAGGAGAGAAGCAGUUCAAGUGUCACAUUUGUGUAUCACCAUUUUCUACAAAGGGCAGUCUGAAAGUCCACAUGCGUUUACAUACUGGUGCUAAGCCUUUCAAAUGUCCAUAUUGUGAUCAACAAUUCCGAACAUCUGGGCACCGUAAGAGUCACAUGACGUCCCAUCUGAAGUCGGACACUCCCAAGAAGCGCAAAAUUAACUUCAAAACAAAUGUUCCUUCAGAAUUGGCAACACUUUCAGUUGUCCAACCUCAGACAGGUGAACAGGAAUUACAAGAACAAGAACAACAAGAACAACUGCAGCAACAAGUGCAACAGCAACAACAACUGCAGCAACAACAACAACAACAACAGCUGCAGCAGCAGCAGCAACCACCGCCACCACCACCGCCACCACCACCAUCACUACCCCCACCGCCACCACCACAGCAGCAACAACAGCAACAACAACAACCACCACCACCACCACCACCACCACAACCACAGCAACAACAACAACAUGAGGUGGUUUCACUCAUAGCAAAAGAAACAGGACUGGUCGAUACAAAUACGUCUUCAACGAAUGAAAAUUCACAACAAAUUGUUAACUUGGAUCAGUUACUCCUCCAGAACCAGACCAAUUUGCUUCCAGUGUCUCUGGCUGUUGCUGGUAAUGAGCAUUUAGUGAGCAACAUCACUAUUCCUACAGGAAAUGGAGCUGUAGCACCAGCUACACAAACUACUGGCAACCAACUUUCUGAAACUGCAUUAGCAGCACACGUUCUUCAAGGUCUUGAAAGCUUCCAGUUUCAAUUGUCUGGAAACUUGGGACAAAGUAUCCAGGUUAUGGGCCUCGAUCCAAGUUUGAUGUCUCAGACUAUCCAUAUUGAUGAUGCUCUCUUGCAACAGCUGCAACAAGGCAGCCUCAAUUUAACUUUGGCUCCAAACUUUGUCAGUAGUCCACCAGCUCAGAUACAACUACAGACACCAAAUACACAAAACAUCAUGGCUUCUGUUAACCAAGAUCUAACUUCAAAUGUUGUCACGACGACAGCAAGUGGUACCUCACCACAGAUAUUGCCAAACACUAUUCAGAUUCAUCCAGUCAAUAUGCAAGACUCUAUCAUCAUGCAGCCAAUGCCAGCUAUCACUGUCACUCAGAACCAAGCAAUUACAGAGACAGCUCCCGCGCAGACUACUCAGACGGCUGUUGUGAUGAAUGGAGGAACUGAUGUGGAAUUAAGCACUCAGCAUGGUUUCAUUGUGACUGAAGCUGGAGAUGCACAGAUUGCUGUUGAUGGCGUUGGAGGAGUUGGAGGAGAUGACCAGGAUGAUGGCUCAAAUGUUAUUGGCACUGAUGCGGACAACUUAGAAGAAGUGCAUGAUGCUGCAACAGCGAUGAUGGAAAAUAGCAGUGUUGAUAACAUUGAAUGUGAUCCAAAUCCCUGUGUUGAAUUGGGCAAAGAGAAAGAAAACCAUAUCUGCCAUUUGUGUCAGAAGAAUUUUAAGCUGCAGGUCAAUCUCAAAGAACACUUGCUCAACGUACACAACAGUUCCUUGCUGAAUCAAAAGAAACUGAAACGAACACCUCAUGCUUGUUCAGCUUGUGGGAAAGCUUUUCAGAAACCCAGCCAGCUGGAACGUCACAUACGUAUACAUACAGGAGAGCGACCGUUUAUUUGCAGUAAAUGUAACAAGACGUUCAACCAGAAGAACGCUCUGCAAAUUCAUCUAAAGCAGCAUAGCGGAGAGAAACCGUACAAAUGUACAUACUGUGAUUUAGCUUUUAUUCAAAAAGGAAAUUUGAAAACGCAUAUCAAGAGAGCACAUCAUAUGGAUAUGGUUCAAGCGAUGAAUCUUCCUCCAACAAUCCUCCCGACUACUGGCACGGCUGCUUGUAUGUCUUCAGACGGUGUGAGCAACACUGCACCGACGCUAGGGAGCAGCAUCGACAGCACCAUCACCACUACCACUACCACCACUACCACCACGACCACGACCACCACCACUACCACUUCUAAAGACAACUUGGACCUCGUUGAAUUAUUACAGAGAAAUGGGCUUAACUCUUGGGAUAUGGAUGAUGAUGUAUGAUGGCAGGACAAUGCUGGAGGAAUGUCACAGCUAUUGGUAAAAAAAAAAUCCCGAAAAAUCCCAAUGUAUAGAAGUUAUUACUGAAUCUAGCUCCAGUAUUUUUGGGAAAGUAAAUAUGGAGAGAGAGAGAGAGAGAGAGAGAGAGAGAGAGAGAGAGAGAGAGAAAAUCAAUAAGCAUUCAGUUGAUUUUGAUGGUUCUUUUUUUGAUUGAAAUUUUUCAAUGAGAGAAUGUAAAAAAAAAAAUAUGCAAGAAUAAAGAAAGAAAUUUAUAAAAA